Rotaria sordida is the source of this 771-nucleotide messenger RNA. The record is from the annotation of a GenBank genome assembly. NCBI's taxonomy places the organism in Eukaryota, Metazoa, Rotifera, Eurotatoria, Philodinida, Philodinidae.
AUGGACAAAAAAAAAUCGAAAACUGGUGCAAAAGUAAUUCAUGAUAAUGAUGAUGAUGAUGAUAUUUAUCCAACUGUUAAAGUAACACAUGGUGGUGAAUUAUCAGAAAAUGCUACAGAAAGUGGAAAUAAAGAUAAUGAUAAUGAUGUGCGUGUUGAAAAAAAUAAAAAUAUGGAAAUAAUUGAAAAACAAGAACAAUUAUCAACAUUGAAAUCUAAACACAAACGAGGACGUAGUGAUGAUAAAGAAUUAUUAUCACCAGCUGAUGAAGAAGAAAAUGGUCCAACUUCUACACCUUCUCCUCCUCCUCCCACUACUGCAGAGAAAACCAAAGUAAAAAAAUCAUCGCCAGAAACAAUAACAAUAGUAUAUACAAAUACUUCUGUGCCACUCCUAUUGGACAUUAUGACGGAUGAUAUUCAUUCAACAAAUCAAUCUGAAUCCAUUAAUAGCUCAAGUGGAUGUAAUAUUUUUUUUUUAAAUCGAACAUCAUUUAUUAUUGAUCAUAUUAAUAUUCAUGUUAUUGAUAGUAUGAAUGCGAAAUUAUUAAAUACAACAAAUGCAAAUUUAAUAUCAUUUCCAUCUAUAAGUCUUUUUCCUCAUUCACCAAAUUAUAUUCAUAUUUAUUUUUUAAUAAAUGCUAUAUCAUUUUCUCAAAACUUAAAAACAACAUCAACUUAUUCUAUAAAUGUAUGUUGAACAAAUAAAAAAAAUACUUGUUAUCUUCAUUUUUGACAAAUAUAUUUAGAAAUUAAAUAUAAUUGAAACAGA